AUGGCCGAGCCCGACAAAUCGACGGGCGCCUCCACGGGCGCCUCCACGGCCGUGGAUGUCGAAAAGAUUGGACAUAUCGACCCAACUCUCGAAAAGCAUGCGCAUGAUGCCGACGAGGCCAUGAAAGCCUUUGACGACCUUCAGGGCGAGACCAUCGAGCUCGAUGAAGCCACCAACCGCCGCCUCCUCCACAUCAUCGACUGGCACAUGAUGCCUAUAAUGUGCUUCAUCUACGGAAUGAACUUCCUCGACAAAACCACCCUGUCGUACGCCAGUAUCAUGGGCUUGAAAGAGGACUUGAAUCUUGUCGGAGACCAGUAUCAGUGGCUUGGCAGCCUGUUUUAUUUCGGGUAUCUGGCUUGGGAGUACCCGACCAACCGCUUGCUGCAGCGUUUGCCGUUGGGCAAGUACUCUGCGGCGUGUAUUUUGACCUGGGGUGUCAUUUUAAGCUGCUUUGCCGGCGUGAAGAACUACUCUGGGGCCAUCGCCAUCCGACUGUUCCUGGGAGUCUUCGAAGCAGCCGUGACGCCUGGCUUUGCGCUGCUGACGUCUCAAUGGUACACCAAAAAAGAGCAAGGCUCGCGCGUGAACAUCUGGUUCAGCUUCAACGGUGUGGGCCAGAUCAUUGGCGGCGUCAUUGCGUACGGGAUCGCGGUCGGCACCAGGAAAUACGGCUCGUCAAUCGCCCCCUGGAAAAUCGUCUUUCUGGUCACGGGCCUUCUGACCAUCGCUUUGGGCCUGGUAUUCCUGUGGGUGGUGCCCGACAACCAGCUCAACGCGCGAUGGCUGUCGAAGCGGGACCGCAUGCUGGCCAUCGCACGCGUGCGCAUCAACCAGCAGGGCAUCGGCAAUAAGCACUUCAAGAUGUACCAAGUGAAAGAGGCGCUGAUGGAUCCUAUGACCUGGGCGUUCUUCUUCUAUGCGCUCAUCGCGGAUAUUCCAAAUGGAGGCAUUACCAAUUUCUUUAGCCAACUGAUUUCCAGCUUCGGCUUCACGGCGGAAGAAAGCCUGAUCUUGGGCGUGCCUGGCGGCGCGGUCGAAGUCAUUGCGCUGGUAGCGAACGGAUAUAUGGGUCAUAUCACGAACCAGCGUAUCCUGUGCAGCCUGGGCGGGCUGGUGUCGGCGAUGGUGGGCAUGAUUUUGAUUGUGGCGCUGCCGCAGAGCAACAACGUAGGCCGACUGAUCGGGUAUUACAUGACACAGGCCAGCCCGACGGCAUUCGUCGCGCUACUGUCGAUGAUCUCGUCCAAUGUGGCCGGGUAUACGAAGAAGACGACCGUUGCUGCUCUCUAUCUGAUCGGGUACUGUGUGGGCAAUAUCAUUGGCCCCCAAACCUUCCGACCGAAAGAUGCCCCGCAGUACAUCCCGGCCGAGAUCACGAUCAUCGUAUGUCUGGCUGUGGCUCUGUGCAUCAUGGUGUUUAUCUGGUGGUGGUAUCGGAAGGAGAAUGCACGCAAGUUGGAGAUCCAAUCGCGGCCGGAUUACGUGCGACUGGAGAAUCAAGAAUGGCUCGAUCUCACAGAUCGGGAGAACCCCGAUUUUACGUACUCGUUGUAA
This is a messenger RNA of Penicillium macrosclerotiorum, 1557 nucleotides long. Its product is annotated as allantoate permease family MFS transporter. NCBI's taxonomy places the organism in Eukaryota, Fungi, Ascomycota, Eurotiomycetes, Eurotiales, Aspergillaceae. The record is from RefSeq and is a predicted model, not a curated record. The coding region runs from base 1 to 1557 and encodes 518 amino acids. Gene Ontology annotation, biological process: dipeptide transport; transmembrane transport; tripeptide transport. The transcript has 7 exons. Gene Ontology annotation, molecular function: allantoate transmembrane transporter activity; dipeptide transmembrane transporter activity. Gene Ontology annotation, cellular component: plasma membrane.